AUGUAUAAUUCAAUCGAGUGUUGGAUGCCGCAACCGGGCCUAACGGCCAUUUGUGCCUUGUUUUUGGCCAUAGUCUUUAUUUUAGGAUUCUGCUGGACUUACCGGACUCGAGGCAUCUUCGCGUCGCGCUCAGCAAAUAAGAAAUUUAUCCCUGGUCCUCAAGGAAAACUGUUCACGGGCAGCGCAUAUGAAUUGCAGAUCAAAGGCGCUGCCGGGUGCAAGGCCUGGUAUUCUCUUUACAAGCGUUAUGGGCCAGCAUACGAGAUGACCAUCCCGUUCUUCCGCCUCCACAUUAUCAAUCAUCCUGCGUAUCUCGAGCAUAUCCAGAAGACUAACAGCAAAAAUUACAUACGCGGAGCAUUUACCCGCAACGUUUUCGGAGAACUUCACAGAACAGGUAUCUUCGUCUCUGACGGCAAGCAGUGGCAGAUGCAGCGCAAAACUGCGACUAGAGCUUUUACCAAGCAGAAUUUUGAAAAUCACAUCACGAAAUCUGUGCACUACUGGCUCGAAAUUCUUAUGGCUCUACUAUCCAAUUUAGCAAAAGCCCAGAUCGAAUUCGACUUCCAAGAACUCAUGGGACGCUUUUUAUUUUGUCUUUUUCUUCGGAUUGCGUUCCACGAAGAUAACCUGACUCUCGACGUCAUGUCCUCCAAUCCUGAAUGUCUCAAAACCAUACCUGAGUUUGUUGACGCUUUCGAUAAAGCCACUAGCUUGUUCGAUCGACGAAGGCGCGACCCCAUCUGGAAGAUUACUGAGCGUCUCUCGGGAGAAGACAAGAUCACUAAACGGGCGGUGAAGCUGUUCUACGAAAAGAUCGACGGUCUUGUGAAAGAGCGCAUAGACAAACUGGACCACGGAUACACGCGCAAUCCGGAAGAUGGCGUUGAUCUUCUCGAUCUUUUCCUCCAGUCAACGAAUGACCCAUAUUCACUAGGUGGCAUGGUGUUUGCAUUCUUGGUUGCUGGCCGUGACACUACCGCAUACUCGACUUCGUGGCUAAUGAAGGAGAUAUUUCACGACAGCAACAAGUCACUCAAUGCUGUGGAGAGAAUCCGUACUGAAGCCAAGGAGCUGGAAUCGACCGCAGCCUUUCUAACCUACGGGAAUGCAUCAAAAUUGCGUUUUUUGAAUGCUAUGUGGGAUGAGACCUCUCGACUCAAUACUGUUUCGCCUGCAGGGCAGAUGGAGGCCGAGAAUGACGACGUCCUGCCUGCGGUGCCUGAGCUCAAUAUGCCUCCGCGUAAGAUUAAAAAAGGGGAUAUCGUCAGCUAUCAAAACUACGUUCUGGCACGGAUGCCAGAAGUCUGGGGGAAGGAUGCUCACGUUUUCAAUCCAUUCAGAUGGUUCGACGAAAACGGUAAAGGGAUCUCUCAUAGUCCCUUCAAGUACCAUUCAUGGAACGCUGGACCACGGAGCUGCCUCGGACGAGCUCUGGCUACUUAUGAAGGCAUCUCCAUCAGUACGGCGAUAAUUCAGAGGUUUGACGUUAUUCUCUCUGAUACGUCUAAAACCUAUGAGCCACUGGCUGCAAUGAAUAUGGGCAUUCAAGGAGGUCUCUUCAUGAGGAUCAAAGAAAGAGCUUAA
This is a messenger RNA of Neoarthrinium moseri, 1587 nucleotides long. RefSeq lists its product as uncharacterized. The coding region runs from base 1 to 1587 and encodes 528 amino acids. The record is from RefSeq and is a predicted model, not a curated record. Lineage: Eukaryota; Fungi; Ascomycota; Sordariomycetes; Amphisphaeriales; Apiosporaceae. Gene Ontology annotation, molecular function: iron ion binding; oxidoreductase activity, acting on paired donors, with incorporation or reduction of molecular oxygen; monooxygenase activity. The transcript has 8 exons.